UCACUCACCACCACCAUGUCUAAGUUAUUGCACUUGCUGUUCCUCGUAGUUGUGCUCUGUUUUAUUGGAGCUAACACAGCCUCCACAGCCAAUCGUUCAGAAAGGAGUCCUGUUUCAGUGUUCCCGUUCAUGAGAUACGGUGUAAAAUGUAACGGAUGUCCUGCCAACUUCUGUGACGACGAUCCUUCCAUCAUCCACGGAUACUGCUGCGGAUGUGCAAGAUUCUACGAUAAUUUGCCUGUGAAAUGUUCCAGUGCUCUGAGAUGUCCGUUGAACACCUACGAACUGUGCGACAAAUACGAAUACAUGAUGUCUUGUUGUUGCUCUAGAAAAAAGUAAUUGAUUUUGUUCUUAUUACAGCAACAACUCGACUGUUAAAUAUUGGAAAUUCGCAAUCGACCAUUGAAGCAAAUCAGAAGUACUUUCGUAAAAAGGUCAUUUUUUUAAGUUUUAUGUAACCUUGUUUUUGCCAACUAUUAAAAUGAAAUGUAUUUGCCAUAAGACUGACUUAGUGUUGUACUAUUAAAGCCAUUGACAA
Molecule: messenger RNA, 538 nt
Organism: Aethina tumida (small hive beetle)
Lineage: Eukaryota; Metazoa; Arthropoda; Insecta; Coleoptera; Nitidulidae
Exons: 3
Coding region: 16-339 (107 amino acids)
Source: RefSeq, a predicted model, not a curated record